Molecule: messenger RNA, 2226 nt
Organism: Dinoponera quadriceps
Lineage: Eukaryota; Metazoa; Arthropoda; Insecta; Hymenoptera; Formicidae
Gene: eEF1gamma
Product: elongation factor 1-gamma
Exons: 8
Coding region: 98-1420 (440 amino acids)
Biological process (GO): translational elongation
Cellular component (GO): cytoplasm; nucleus
Molecular function (GO): translation elongation factor activity
Source: RefSeq, a predicted model, not a curated record
CUGAACCCGCCUUUAACCCCGCAGGCGGCGUACUUCGUGCAUUCAAGCGGAGCGAUCUUUACCGGCCUUUCGCUUCCUCUUCGCGUGACUGGAUACAAUGGCGUCCGGAACCCUCUACACGUACCCGGAAAACUUCAGAGCCUACAAGGCCCUGAUAGCGGCCCGGUUCUCUGGCGCCCGGAUCAAAGUCGCCGAGGACUUCGUAUUCGGCGAAACUAACAAGAGCGAGGGGUUCUUGAAGAAGUUCCCGCUGGGCAAAGUGCCAGCAUUCGAGACAUGUGACGGCAACUGUAUUACAGAAAGCAAUGCAAUUGCUUACUAUGUGGCUAAUGAACAAUUAAGGGGUAAGACCGACCUUGAACGUGCAUUGGUUAUCCAAUGGCUCGAUUUUGCCGACUCCGAAAUUCUCCCCGCCAGUUGUGCUUGGGUAUUCCCUCUUCUCGGAAUAAUGCCGUAUCAUAAGCAGACUGUCGAACAUGCUAAAGAGGAUAUCAAUAAAGCGCUCACCGUUUUAAACUCGCAUUUGCUUACACGAACCUACUUAGUGGGAGAACGACUGACUCUGGCGGAUAUCUGUGUAGCUAUGACGUUGCUGCACUUGUAUCAGUAUGUUCUCGAGCCGGAGCUACGUAAACCUUACCAGAAUGUAAACCGGUGGUUCCAAACGGUCAUUUACCAACCCGAGUCCAUUGCUGUUAUUGGUGCCUUUAAACUGGCGGAUAAGACCCUCGAGUAUGAUCCUAAGAAAUUUGCGGAAACUCAGGGAAAAGUUUCCAAGAAGGAGAAGAAAGAGAAAGAGUCCAAGAAGGAGCCAAAGGAGCCAAAAGAACCUAAGGAAUCGAAGAAGGAGUCCAAGACUUCAGCGGAGAAGGCUCCAGCAGCAGCAACAGAGGAGGAAACUGAUGCAACAGAUGAAGCUUUAGCUGCCGAGCCGAAAAAGAAGAAUCCCUUCGCUUCGAUGCCUAAAAGCUCCUUCGAUCUCGAUGAUUUCAAACGUUUCUAUUCCAACGAAGAUGAAUCCAAGUCUAUCCCGUACUUCUGGCAGAAGUUCGACCCGGAGAACUAUAGCAUUUGGUUUAGCGAAUACAAAUAUAAAAAUGAAUUGACUAAAGUUUUCAUGUCGUGUAAUCUAAUUAGCGGUAUGUAUCAACGAUUAGAUACGAUGAGAAAAGGCGCAUUCGCUAGCGCCUGUAUAUUCGGAGAGGAUAAUGACAACACCAUCAGCGGUAUCUGGAUCUGGCGCGGGCAGGACCUUGUUUUUACACUGAGCCCAGAUUGGCAAGUGGAUUACGAAUCGUACAGUUGGACGAAACUGGACCCGUCUAAGGAAGAAACCAAGGACUUGGUCAAGCAAUAUCUCAGCUGGAUCGGUACGGACAAAGAAGGACGCAAGUUUAACCAGGGAAAAGUCUUCAAGUAAAUCUUGACACGUGCAUCAAAUAAACAGAAAAUUCUAUUCGCAUUAAAUAAAUCUAAAAAAAAAAGAAUGACAAAAUAUAUCGCAAGACAGUUUGUACACGUCCUUCAAAAAUCCCAUAUUCGAUAGGAUAAAGCAGCAUCCGGGAUCUUUCGCCUAACUAUGUUCCUUUCUCUCGAUCUCUUUGUCGUGUAAUAUAUAUCUGUCUAGUUUGCAAAACAUUGGAAAAUGUCUUCAAGGGGUAUACAGAGAUAUAAAAGUUUGAUUGUAGGAAAAUGUCCAGAGUCCAUGAAUUUCUGUUAUCAGGAUGUCGCAUAAUAUUUAUUUCGAUAUUUCCCAUAUGUGCAUACACACACACACACGCACACACAAAACACAUUCAUACUUUUCUAUUUAAAUCAUCGGCACGUUCGAUCGUUUCGUUUAUGAGUUGUUAUUAGUAUCACCUUACAUACUCGUGUAUGUGGAACGAGACUAGCAAAUCUUUGAUGAAACGAAUGUAUCGUACAGCCACGUUCAAGUGGAGAAAGAGAACAAAGACUUACAUCCUGAGCCCUACGUUAAGCUUGUGAAAAUGUAAUUACCAGGAAUAUAUGUGUAGAUUUGUUACGAUUAUUAUUUAAUUCGAUUGCAUUGUGUAGCAUUGCGCAGCUGUGUUUUCAGAUCUUUUCAUUAAUUUAAGAUUAUCUCAGACGUGCAAUACGUACAUAUACCGCACCCUUGGCAUUUUCAAAGCGUGUACGAAUAAUUUCCUUAACAUUUACAUAAGCAUAUAUUUUCAAACUAAUAAAAAGGAUAAUGUUGAAGAA